UAACUUGACUCUUCUAAGCUUUUAUUAUUUCUGAUAUAUUUCAUAUAUCAACGAAUGUUACUAUUGCUUUCUACAUAGAACUGUUUUUACUAAAGCAAUUUAAAAACAUCGCUAUAAGAAUGCCGUUGCCAUCUCACUGAUGAUGGCGACCGUUUGAAUGAAUUGAAUGUCUUAAUUCAUAUAUCGCGUCUUUUCUGAAAUAAUUCCAGUAUUUCAAUAGAUUAUAAUUAUAGUAUAAUUAUAAUAUAAUAUAACAAAGUAUGGUAAUUGUUCAGUUUACGUUCGUAAAAUCUAAACGUAUUGUUGACAAUAUUGAUAACUUUGAUUUUAGCUUUAGUCGUUUUUAUUUAUUUCUCAGUUCUUGCUUAUUUUAUAUCUUUUCUGAGUCGUACUUUUAGCUGCAAGUCUGUUUUAUGAAGGGAAAGAAGAAAGCAGCAAGAAAUGGUAGCUAGAUAACCAGUCAGAAAUAUAGAUUUAUGUGUGAGAGAUACAGGUAGAUAGUUUUAAAAGUCGAGUAAAUAAUCAUUUUCUUCAAAGCGAAGCUAGAAAUCAGUUGUAAAUAGCAGAAUAAGAUGACGAAGGGUAACAAGGGUGAAUAAAGUAUUAGAUAACAUACUUUAGUGUAUUUAGUUAUGUUCCUUCGCUUUUUUUUACGAACGUAAACUAAACAAUUACCCAAAGUAUAAACAAUUAUACUUUGUAGAUUUUAUUCUGCUCUAUCGCAGUUUUGUAAUGAAAUUUUUCCUGAACUAGGAGCAAGGCCAGAUUUUAUUGGUGAUGAAUCAGAUUUAUUGACUAAACUGUUGAUUAUUAUUUAUUGCAUAUAAUAGAAGGAAAAGUGAAAUUAAUUGCAGCCAAAAUUGAACUAUGAGCACGGAAGCAUGUAAUCAGGGUUUAUUAGCAUUACUUCGUAAACUGAAAUCUCAGCCUGACAAGGAAGUACGAUUAUUGUUAUUAGGACUUGACAAUGCUGGUAAAACUACACUUUUGAAAAAGCUUGCUUCAGAAGAUAUUAGCCACAUAACACCAACUCAGGGCUUUAAUAUAAAAACCGUGCAAUCAGGAGGUUUCCGCUUGAAUGUCUGGGACAUUGGUGGGCAGCGAAAGAUUCGUCCAUACUGGAAGAACUAUUUUGAAAAUACAGAUUUCUUGAUAUAUGUUAUUGAUAGUUCAGACAAAAAACGUUUUGAAGAAACUGGUGAGGAGCUGCUUGAAUUAAUGGAGGAGGAAAAGUUGAAUGGUGUGCCACUGUUAGUGUUUGCCAACAAGCAAGAUCUUAUGUCUGCAGCAGAUGCCUCACAAAUAGCGGAAGGUCUCAAUUUACAUUCUCUUCGAGAUCGCAAAUGGCAAAUCUGUCCUUGUUCUGCAAUGAUUGGAGAGGGAAUUGAUGUUGGUGUAUCAUGGAUGUUGAAAAAUUUACCGAAAAGGAAAUAAAACCAAAGAGUGUAUUAUAUAUGUAUUCACUAAUCGAGUAAGUACACCAAACAUGAGAAAUAUUGAUGCUGUCUUUUUUUUUUUUUUUGUACCAUUGUAAAAUGUCAGUCAUUUUACAGACCUCACAAUCUAUGGACUUGUAACCACGUACACAUCAUUAAUGAUAAAGUUUGUACAAUAUUGCCUUUUUUGCUCCGCAGAUAAUUGCCAACUAUUAUAGUUAUUGUGAUCUGUGGAUUAGUUUGAUUUGAAUGAAUAAAGUGCAUUAUCUUAAAAUACCAAAUCUGAAAUUAGAUUGCAUGUACUUCAGUAUUACAGUUGACAUCUUGUGAUACUAAAUAUGUGUUGAACUAACAGUGGACCACUAAUAAUAUUUUGUCAUACAAAAUACCAAGCUCAGCUAAAAAUAAUUUGUCUUGGUUUUAUUGAAAUGUAUAAGUUUCUGUUAGUCUCAGAAUGCCUGUCUUCUAAUAAAAAUAUCUUUGUUUUUUUAUUGCAAAAUAAUUCAUUUAGCUUAAUAUUUGAAUUAUAAUUUAAAAAGAAAAAGAAGAUACAUGUAAAGCUGGGAUUUGUUAAUGCAUUUAUUUACAAACAUUUCAUAUUGUAUUAAAUAAGAAUUCAAAUUUUAUACAUUGAUUUCUAAAUCUUUUGGGAUCUUUUCAUCAUUUCACACAUAAAAGAUCUAGUUUCUAUGAGAAAAAACAUUGUUUAGUAUGAAAUAAUCCUCUUGUUUUAUUGUAAAUAAAUAUUAAAUAAAAAAUCUUUUAACAAAAAACAGCAAGUCAAGACAUUUAUUUUUCAUCUUUGUGAAAGUUUAUAUUUGAAAUUAUUUUAAGAAAAAAGAAAAUAUUCAACAGUGAGAUAUUGAUAUGAUUCUCUAAAUGACUCAUAUGGUUAAAACUGUUGAAGGAAAGAUAAUAAUAGCUGACAUUUAUGUUGUUUACUAUUCGUGUAGUUUCAUUAAUCAGGAAAGUCAUGUGAAACUAACCACUAAUAAAAUUUGUACACUUUACUAUAUUAAAGUCAUUGUUGUUAGAUUUUUAAAAUUGUUUUUACAUAACUUAGUGACAAACCACAAAGACCAUAUGUUUUUUAG
Messenger RNA from Octopus bimaculoides (California two-spot octopus), 2530 nucleotides. RefSeq names its product ADP-ribosylation factor-like protein 3. Gene Ontology annotation, molecular function: GTPase activity; GTP binding. The record is from RefSeq and is a predicted model, not a curated record. NCBI's taxonomy places the organism in Eukaryota, Metazoa, Mollusca, Cephalopoda, Octopoda, Octopodidae.